CCGCUGCUUCCGUCCGUUACGCCGUUCCCUCGGCAUUCGCCAUGGCUCGCGGCGUGCUGGUGGUUUUGGUCCUUGCGCCAGCACUUUGCUUUUGCGGCGGCUUGGGGCGCAGCGUCGGCUGCCAGCCACGGCCCCGCCACCUGAGGGCGGAGGAUGGAAAGGGUUUCUUCGACGAGGAGGCGCCGGACUGGCGUGCCGGCAUCGCGGGGCGCCGGGGAUCCCUCACGUUCCUGGGGGCCCUGUUUCUGGUGAUCUGCUACAUCUUCACCAAGGACGAGGAGGUGAGGAACUUGAAGCUCUGCGUGCGCAGCAAGCAGUUCGAGAAGGAGUUCUUCGAGGACCCAAAGAAGGCGGAGUGGGCAAAGCAGAAAGGCUACAAGGCGCUGCAGGAUCCCGAUUGCGUGGAGUGGCAGGAUGCCUGGGAGAAAGUGAAGCCAUUUUAGGUCAGGCAGAUGCGCUUGCGCCGGGGCGUAUUGGGUG
Molecule: messenger RNA, 480 nt
Organism: Effrenium voratum
Lineage: Eukaryota; Dinophyceae; Suessiales; Symbiodiniaceae
Source: the annotation of a GenBank genome assembly